AUGUCGCUUCCCACCUCCCAAAAACAGUGGCUUAUCCAAGGCACCGGCCAGGGUUUCGACAGUCUCGUCUACCAGGAUGCUCCCAUCCCCAAGCUCGGCGCCGACGACGUGCUCGUCCAGUUUCAGGGGGCAUCUCUCAACUUCCGCGACCUGCUCAUCCCUCAGGGAAAAUACAUCUUCCCCCUCCAGCUCCCCAUCGUCGCGGGCUCCGACGGCGCCGGCACCGUCCUCGCCGUCGGCAGCAACGUGACGGAGUGGGCCGCCGGCGACCGCGUCCUCCCGCUCUUCAACCAGGGCCACCAGAAGGGCGCCAUCGACACCGCCGCCGCCGGCACGGGGCUGGGCGGGUGUGUCGACGGCACGCUGCGCCGCUACGGCGUGUUCGGUCGGACCGGCGUCGUGCGCAUGCCGGCCAACUUGGACUUUGUCGAGGCCGCAACGCUGGGCUGUGCCGCGCUGACGGCGUGGAAUGCGUUUUAUGGGUUGAAGAAGUUGGCUAAGGGUGAGACGGUGCUGGUGUUGGGGACGGGGGGCGUUGCUUUGUUUGGGUUGCAGGUAUCUAACGUGGUGUUUCAGUUCGCCAAAGCAGCUGGCGCCACUGUCAUCGCGACCACAUCAUCUGCUGAAAAGGCCGACGUCCUCAAGAAGCUCGGCGCUGACCACGUCAUCAACUACCGCGAGGAUCCCAACUGGGGCGAGACGGCGCGCAAGCUGACGCCGAACGGCGAAGGUGUUGACCACAUCAUUGAGAUCGGCGGCGAGGGUACCAUGACGCAGAGCCUGAACGCCAUCAAGAUGGAGGGCAUCAUCUCGGUCAUUGGAGUUAUAUCGGGCACUCCGCCCAAGGACAACAUCAUCGAAGCGCUGUCGCGGCUGUGCACGGUCCGUGGCGUGUACGUUGGGUCAAGGGAGCUGUUUGAGGAGAUGGUUCAGGCGAUUGAGAAGCAUGAUCUCCACCCGGUGUUGGAUGAGAAGAGGUUUACGCUGGAGACCGCAAAGGAGGCGUAUGAAUACAUGUGGGCGCAGAAGCACUUUGGCAAGAUCGGAAUCAAGAUCGAGUAA
Molecule: messenger RNA, 1062 nt
Organism: Chaetomium fimeti
Lineage: Eukaryota; Fungi; Ascomycota; Sordariomycetes; Sordariales; Chaetomiaceae
Product: alcohol dehydrogenase-like protein
Exons: 4
Coding region: 1-1062 (353 amino acids)
Molecular function (GO): oxidoreductase activity
Source: RefSeq, a predicted model, not a curated record